AUGUCGGAUACGGUCGUACCGUACGGGAAAUGGAUUAGCCCGAUCACUGCUGAACAUCUCUCCAGUGGCAGCAUCCACUUUGAAGGUAUCUACGCCAAUCCCUCCACGGGACAAAUAUUCGUUCUGGAGUCGCGUCCUGCAGAAGGUGGGAGAUUUGCCAUUGUAGAAUUAGCCGAUGAUGCCGCAACUAGUAAAGAUGUCUUACCAGCGGAAUACAAUGCCAGUGGAACAAUUCAUGAAUACGGUGGUGGUUCGUGUGCGAUGCAUCCUCAUGGUCGUUUACUCUUCACGAAUAACCCCGACAAUGGCAUAUACCUGCUAGACCCUGGUUCUGGAAAAGUGGAGACCAUUAUAGCACCCGAUGUAUGUGUUCGUUUUGGAAACUUCCAUGUCCACCCAAAGACCGUGCAAUGGAUUCUUGCUGUGCAGGAAAGCCACACCAAAGAUUUCGAUGGAACCACGGUGGUAAAAAAUGCCAUUGCAGCUAUUCAUGUUGCUACAGGCAAGGUAUCUAUUGUUCUUGAGGGUGCUGACUUUUACCAACACCCCCAAUUUAGCCCAGACGGGAAGCAGGUCUGUUGGACAGAAUGGAACCAUCCUGAUAUGCCUUGGUCAGGGACAAGUUUAUUUGUAGCCCAGUGGGAAGAUGGUAAGUUACAAGACCAUACCUUGGUGUCAGGCGAGGCCGGCGUUGAGAGUAUCUGUCAGCCAAGAUGGGGUGUGGAUGGCACCCUAUUUUUUGUCAGUGAUAAGACGGGAUACUGGAAAUUGUAUCAGUUUAAUGGAACGACACCAGAAUUGAUAGAUUUAAAAGGGCUAGAGUCCGCUGAGUUUGGCAGUCGGGAACCGUGUCUGGGAAACUGCACAUACGUUCAAUUAGAUAAAAGCACAAUUGUCGCAUCUGCCAACCAAAAUGCGACAUCUAACCUGGUCUUGGUUGACUUAGACACCAGUUCAUGGAAAGAUCUAUCCUUACCCGUCGUCGAUAUUCAAAAAAAUGCCAUGACACGUCUCUCGGCCACAUCAUUUCUUGUGAUAGGAAGCACUCGUACUGUUCCACAAGCGCUCUAUCGUGUGGAUCUAGGUGAUACUGUCUCCAUCAAAUUACUUAAACCCACCAUUAAGCUUGAUAUACCUGGCACACUCGUCUCGAAAGCGCAGCAUAUAACGUUUCCACGAUUACAUGGGGAGACGGACGACACUAGCGCCAAAUAUGCACAUGCGUGGCUUUUUGAACCCAAAAAUGGCGCUUUCAAAGCACCAGAAGGAACUAAACCGCCUUUACUCGUGUGGAUGCACGGUGGCCCGACAUAUCACGUUCCACCUGGCCUUUCCCUGACAACGCAAUACUGGACAUCACGAGGCUACGCCUACGUUAUGGUGAACCACGUCGGAUCCACUGGAUACGGGCGAGCAUAUCGCGAACUUCUUGAUGGUGAAUGGGGAACUGCUGAAAUAGCCGAUGCUGCAAGUUGCGUCCAAUAUCUCACCUCUGAGGGGCUUGUUGACGCAACAAAAAUCGGCAUCGUUGGCGAGAGCGCUGGUGGGUAUUCAGUCAUGCAAGCCCUCUACACAUAUCCCGAUAUCUGGGCUGCUGGCGUUAGUAUAUAUGGAAUUAGCAGUUUGUCGGAAUUUGCAGAGACGACGCAUAAAUUUGAAAGUCGUUAUAUUGACUCUCUUGUGUUGGGGAAAGGGAGAAAGACCAAGGAAGAAGUAGAGGUUAUGUAUAGGAGCCGGAGUGCUGUGUAUCACACGGAGAAAAUCAAGGCACCGCUAUUGCUUCUCCAGGGUGAUAUUGAUACAAUUGUGCCGGCAUGGCAGGCGACUCGUAUGGUGCAAAAGAUGCAUGACCUUGGGAAGACGGUUGAGUUGGAAAUCUAUGAGGGAGAAGGCCAUGGUUUUCAUAUGGGGAAGACAAUUAAAGCUUCAACGGAAUCACAGGCUCGGUUCUGGGAGGAUAAUCUUCUUUAA
Talaromyces rugulosus is the source of this 1971-nucleotide messenger RNA. RefSeq lists its product as uncharacterized. Gene Ontology annotation, biological process: proteolysis. Bases 1 to 1971 code for a protein of 656 amino acids. The record is from RefSeq and is a predicted model, not a curated record. Lineage: Eukaryota; Fungi; Ascomycota; Eurotiomycetes; Eurotiales; Trichocomaceae. Gene Ontology annotation, molecular function: serine-type peptidase activity. The transcript is spliced from 3 exons.